Messenger RNA from Meloidogyne enterolobii, 8168 nucleotides. The record is from the annotation of a GenBank genome assembly. Lineage: Eukaryota; Metazoa; Nematoda; Chromadorea; Rhabditida; Meloidogynidae.
UCCUUAUUUUUAGAGAUUUAAAGUCAAUGGAAUCCGGUGUAGUUGACGGAAUGGAAUUAUUAGAAUGGCUACAGACUGGUGUUGGCGAUGAACGGGAUAUGCAAUUAAUGGCACUUGAACAGUUGUGCAUGACAUUAUUGAUGAGCGACAAUAUUGAUAGAUGCUUUGAAAGUUGUCCUCCACGCACUUUUCUGCCAGCAUUGGGUCGGAUAUUUAUUGAUGAAAGUGCGCCUGAAAAUAUUUUGGAGGUAACCGCUCGAGCAAUAACCUAUUAUUUGGAUGUUUCAAAUGAAUGUACUCGUCGAAUUACUCAAGUUGAAGGAGCAAUUAAAGCAAUUUGUAAUAGGCUAUUACUUGCCAAAAUGACUGACAGAACGAGCAAAGAUUUGGCCGAACAAUGUGUUAAACUUUUGGAACAUAUUUGUCAAAGAGAGGCUAGUGCUGUUUAUGAUGCGGGUGGUUUACAGGCAAUGCUUCACUUGAUAAGCCACCAUGACCAUUUACACAAAGACACAAUGCAUUCUGCAAUGGCUGUAAUCACCAAACUGUGUGCCAAGAUUGAACCUUUUGACUCAAAUUUGUCAGAAUAUAGCAAAAAUUUGGGCGAUUUGUUAAGUCAUGAUGAUGAAAAAAUUGCGGAGUGUGCUUUGAGAUGUUUCGCUGCAAUGACUGAACGUUUUAUCCGUCGUCAAAUGGAUCCUGUAGAAUUGGCUAGACCUAGCAAUUUAAUUGUACAUUUAUUUGAUUUGCUCAUACCUCCAGAACAGAAAAACAAUUUUUCUGAAGAUGAAAAGAAGGAAAAACAAAUUGAAAAAAAUAUGGAGCUUUCACGCAAUUCUGCUUUUAUUUCUGCUGUUUUGGCUUUAUUUGCUAAUUUGUGUAAAGCAAGUCCGACUGUUACUGCAGAAAUUCUUCAUUCUCCAAAACUUGUUUUUGCUUUACGGGUUGUUCUCAAUUGUAAAGAUGAGCGUUGCAUAAAUGAUUGCCUUCGUUUUAUUGAUUUUUUGCUUGUUUUGCUCUGUGAAGGGCGUGCUUCAAUUUCUAAACAUUGUUCUUUUGCGGAUACAGGUGCUGUUUCUUCUCUAGACAAGGCACAUCGCAACCUUAUCGACUCAAUUAGACAAAGAGACACUGAUGCUUUAAUUGACGCUGUUGAAAAUGAAUCUGUUGAUCCAAAUAUGACAGACGAUGUAGGCCAAACAUUAUUAAAUUGGUGUGCAGCUUUUGGAACACCUGAUAUGGUUAUUUAUUUGUGUGAUAAGGGGGCUGAUCCAAAUAAAGGAUUGAGGUCGUCUUCUUUACAUUAUGCUGCGUGUUUUGGAAGGGCUGAGAUUCUUUUGCGUUAUGGAGCUAAUCCUGACUUGCAAGAUGAAGAAGGCCGCAUAGCAUUAGAUAAGGCUCGUGAACGCAAUGAUGAAGCUCACCAAGUUGUUUGUGAAAUUCUUUCAAAUCCAGGAAUUUAUAUGAGUUCUUCAAUUACUUGUGCGGCAUUAAAAGAACAAGAUAAAAAGGAGGAAAAACAAUCAACAGUUAAAGAACAAAAGGAGGCUGUAAAAAUUGAAGAAGAAACAAAUAUAGACCCUGAUUUAGCUGAAAGUUUUAUUCAACAAUUGUUACCAAUUUUUUGUACAAUUUUUAAGUCUUCUCUUUCAACUGCAAUUCGUCGUGUUACUCUUACUUUAAUACGCAAAAGUAUUUUUCAUAUUUCUAAUGAUGGCCUAUUAGAUGUAAUUUCUUCAAAAAAUGAAUUUAUCUCAACAAAUCAACAAAAACAACAAAGUGGUUUUGUUGAAAUGCUUAUUGGGGUUUUAAUAAUUAUUCUGGAAAGUGGAGAAAAUAAUGUAGAUGCUAAAGAACAGGCUUUAUUGAUAAUUAAAUCUUUGUUACUUAAAAAUGCCAAAUUCUGGUCUGAACAAUUAAUCAAAUUGGGAGUUUAUGAAAAAAUUGAAAUUUUGGCUAGAGAGGCAGAAGAAACAACAACAACAAAAACGUCAAAUGAAAAAGAAAAUAAUUUUGAAGAAAAAAUUGGUGGUUGUUCUUCAACAACAGCUUUAGGAGGAGGAAAUGCUGAAUCAACAGCAUUAAAUAAUAAUAAUAAUUUGGCGGCUUUGUCUUGUGGUGAAAAAAGGGAAGAGGAUAAUAUUUCAACAAAUUCUGUUUAUACAGCUAAUAGGUCAAUAUCUUCAACACCUUCAAUCAGUUUACGUUCUGAUUCGACAGUUCCAUCAACUGAUUUAAACAUUGCAAGAAAUAAUCAAAAUUCUGCAAAUAAUGAUGAAAUUACUCCAUCCCCAACAAAUGAAUUAAUUGUUGAUGAACGGAGACUUUCAUGCUCUACAGCUAAAGAAGAAGUCGAAAAUAAUUUGAUAGGAGAAGAAGAGGAAGAAGGUGUUGAAAUUGAUACACAAAUAUUUAAUAGCGAUUUGGUUGAAGCUGCUACAACUAUUGCACAGGCAUUGGGUGUUCAAAUAGUCGAAGACGCUGCUUCUACUGACAACAAACCUGAAGAGUCUAAAUCUAAAGAAUCUGUUUCGACAGCAACUCCAGCCGUUGCUGGUUCUGAUGAUGUUUGGACUUUAACUCCCGGUGUUUACUAUCGUUGGCGUGAUUGGCGUCUAAUUCGGGCAAAUGAUUCUUUAUUUGUUUGGUGUGACGCUGUUGCGUUGGAAUUGAGUGAUGGCUCAAACGGCUGGCUACGUUUCUUAAUGAAUGGACGCUUAAGCACAUUAUACAGCAGUGGAAGCCCAGAAUAUGGUGCUGAUAAUGCUGAUACUCGUGCUGAAUUUUUUGAAAAAAUAAGAAAAGCAAAAAGUUCAAUCCCAGUUGGUGCUCCUUCCCAUUCAAUUUUAUCAAUUCCUCGCCCAGAAAAAACAACAAAGCCAUUAGAAUCUGGAAAUUGGCUUUUAAAUUCGUCAGAAUUAAAUACUUUAAAUAUUACAAAUAAAGAAGGAAUUCAACAAAAAAUGACAAUAAAAGAUGAUAUGCCAGGAUUUGUAUUUGAAUCGAGUAGACAACAAAAACAAAUGUUUACUGCAGAAUCUACAUUAGGCCACGAUUUUGUGACUGGAUGGGCUGCACGUGGAGGUGGUCGACGCCUUCGUUAUUUCCGCGUAGAAGUUCAAAAACAAAAAGUUGGCGAAUUAGCAAAAGAAAUUUGGGAAAAUUAUUUAAAAGAGGUUUGUGAUAGACCAAGAGAGGCAGUCCAAGAAAUUUUAAAAUGUUGUGAAGCUUUGGAUAAAUUGGCAAAUGAAAUUGUUGAAAUGGAAGGAAAAAAUGAUGGAGAGGAUGAAAAGAAUUUGGACAAGUGUAAAGCUGAGUUUGUUUCAAUACUCAAAAAAAUUCGUUCUUCUUUAUCUGAUGAUCGUCAAUUAUCUAUUUUUGAAAUUUCAAUUUCGGGUCUUGUUCCAGCUCUUUUAAAUUUGGUAAAAUUAAUUGAGGCAAAUCCAUCUGGAAUACUUGCUGAAUUGUUUACUGAGAUUUUCUUUAAUCCUCGUGAUUUGAGCGCUUUAGUUCGCAUUGUAAUCCUUGUAUUGGAAUCAAUGGAAAAAUUUCCUCAAUUUUUGUAUGAUUGUCCUGGUGGAAGUCCUUUUGGUUUUCAACUUUUAACAAGACGUUUACGUUUUCGAUUUGAAAAUGCAAAAAAGAAGAAUUCUGCUCCUUCAACUUUAAAAAGCGAAAGAGAAUUUGUUGAUAUAACAAAUCGUUCACUCAAAGCAGAGCCAUUAGUAACAAUUGCAGCAUUAAAAUCCUAUCUUAAUGAACAUUUUACAAAUUCAAAAAAUUCAACAGCAACCACUACUUCCACAACAGCAACUUCAACAAAUCUUCAACAUUAUACUCGUCCACCAACUGCCGCAUCAUUAAGAAUUGCAAGAAAAUUGCCUAAAUAUGUUGAAAAGAUUGCUUCAAAUGUUUCGACAGCUGCAACAAAUAUAACUGAUUUAAGAAAGAAAACAACUUCUGGUGAAGCUGAUACAACUACAAAAGCUAAUAAUGGACGUAAUGCUGCUAGUAUAAAUGCCAAUACAAAUCCGUGGAGUACACGUGAUUCUAGUUGUUUGGAAAAGAUUGGUGGAAAUAUAAAAAUGCCUACUAGACAAGGAGGAAAAUAUUCUUCUUCUACUAGUUCAAAGAAGUCUGGAUUAGCUACAGGUUCUCAAAAAUCAAGUACUAAAACAAGUGGUGGAUCUUCUAGAACACAAAGAGGAGGUGGAGGUUUACAACAAAAAGAUUUGUCUGAGAAAACCUCAAAUAAGGAUGAAGGAUCAAAUGUCUCUCAACAACAACAAAAAUCUAUGUCUACUACAAAUCUUUUUGAUGCCGAUCGUCGUUCUAAGGUUAAUUCUUCUGCUGCGUUCAACCAAGCUGCUAGUGCAGAAUCACUUCAACACCAAACACCUUCACUAGAAAAUUUACUUUCAAAGGCACUUUUACAUAAUUAUAGUAUUCCUGAAGAAUCUAUGGCAACACCAAAUUCGGGCAGUCCAGAGCCUAGAAUUUUACCUACAUUUGAAAAUUUACCUGGAAGAUUUGAUCAGAGAAAAGGAAGUGAAGAUGCUGCUGCACAGAGUGGACUUUCUAUUGGGGCAAGUUCAUUUGCCGGCGGUUCCCAACCAGUUCUCAAUACAAACACAUUUUCUAAUACUAAAGAGCGUUGUAACACUGUUGAUUCAUCCAAUGAACGUUUAGAAGAAGAGGAAGAUCAACAACAAUGUACUGAAUCUUCUACUGAUACUAUUAACGAAUCUAUUCAAAAACAUGAACAAGAAGUAGCUGAUCUUUUACAAUUUAUGGAUGGUCCAUUUAUGAUGCCACAAGAAUUAUUUGGUGGUGAUCUUAUUGAAGAGCAAGUAGAAGUCCAUCAAUCAGAACAUACUGCAGAAGGUGAUGAAACAGUUGUUGUUGAAACCGCUUCUGAUCUGACUGCCACUGACUCUUCUGCUACUGUUGGUAUACCAAUGCGUGAUGUUAUUAUUGAAGAAGAAACAUCUUCAUUAAAAACAGCAAUUGAAUGUUCUGAAGAAGAUAUUGCUGGAGAUAAUAAUUCUACAAAAACUGCGAGCUCAAAUACUGGAGGCGGUGGAGGAAGUAGACAUAGCCAAAGAAAAGCUGCUAUGAUGCCGAGACGUACAACUGAUCAGCAAGCUUCUACAUCAGGCUCUGGAGCUUCUUCUGGUAUCGGCAAUAUACGUGAAAAAAUUGGAAGUUACACCGAUAUUUUAAAGCAUAUGAUGAGUCAGGUUAUUGAAGGUGGAGAUACUAGCGAUGAAACAUUUGUGGAUGAUAAUGAAUUUGAAAGUGAUAUUUAUGAUGAUGAAUUACUUAAUCAAUAUUAUAUUGAAGCAGAAUGUGAACCUGUAGAUUUAAAUGAGUCUGUUGGAGGAGGAGGUUUUUCACUUCCUUCAGAUUCUUCGGGUAAUACUGGAGAGAAAGCAACAGCAAUUAUACCUACAACUACAGCUUCAAAUAUUAUUGGUGAUGGAAUUGGUUCUACAAGUAUUUUAAGUGAAGCAGUUGCUGCAUUGGAAAGUAUCAGCCAAGCUGCUGGAAAUCCUCAAGCUGCAUUAGCUGCAAUUCGUGCAAUUAUAGAAAGAGGUGAUGCUUUUGGUGGUCAUAUAUUUGGUAGUGGAGGAUCUUCUUCUUCAGAUACACAUAAACGUUGGCGUCAAAUGUUUUCUCAAGAAGAAAUUUUGGCAGCAAAUAGUGGUGGAAAUAUUGGUGAUAAAACUGGUGGUGGUUGUGCACGUGCUAUACGUUCAGGAGGAGGUGCUGGAAUUAAUAAAUCUUCAAAUUCUACAAAUAAUAAUAAUGGUGGGUGGAAUGAUGAAUUUGUUUUGAGGCAACACUUUGAUGCUUUAAUCCCAGCUUUUGAUCCAAGACCUGGUAGAACUAAUGUUAAUCAGACUCAAGAAGUUGAACUCGUCGAUAAUAUUCAAUUUAAUACUUACCAAUCUUCUACUACAAAUACUUCAAAUAAUCAACAACAAAUUAAACCUAAAAAAUCAUGUUUGAAACAAUUACAAUUAAAGCUUUAUCUUAAAAUGGAAGUUAAUAAUAAUAAGAAAAAUGUUGUUGUUGAAAAUGUUGGAGAAGAAAAAAGAAGUGAAGAAGACAAAUUGGAAAAUAAAGAAGGAAAAAUGGCAAAAAAAGAAGUUUUGGUUGAAUUAAAUGAUGAAAAUGUUUCGUUAUUUAAAUAUGUACAAGAAUUGCUAAUUAAAAAUUCACAACACAAAGCAACUAGUGGAGGUACUUCUCUUGAAUUAAAUAAUCAAUUGUGGGAAAAUACAUAUACUAUAAUUUAUGAAAUAAAUUCUGAUAAAAAUGAAAAAAAUGAUCAAGUUUUGAAACAAGAAGAAGUAGAGGAAAAUUUAAACUGUUUGGAUAACAAUAAAAUUUGUGGUGAAAGUAGUAAUAAUGUUCCUCUAGUUGGACAGGCUCUCGAACUCGUUCGAAUUUUAAAUUUUUUGGCAACUACAAUUAACAACCAACAAUCUUCUUUAUCAGAAAUUGAUUCUUCCACUACUUCUUUAUCUUCAUUAAAAUCAGAUGUAUUUUAUAGUGCCAAAUUAACUCAAAAAUUAUGUCAAGAAUUGGCAGAUCCAUUAGUUGUUGCUGCAAAAACUUUGCCUUCUUGGUGUAAUGAAUUAGUUUACAAAUUUCCUUGUUUAUUCUCUAUGGAUACACGUGUUAUGUACCUUAAUACAACAGCAUUUGGAACAUCUCGCGCCAUAGGUUAUUUACAAAAUCGCCGUGAUCAUUUACUUGAACAAAGCCGUUCUGCUGCUACAUCAGCAGCUGGUACAAGUAAUAUGGCUGGAUUGAGAAGGGAAGAUCAUUAUCCUGAAUAUAGAAUUGGACGUGUUAAACAUGAGAGAAUAAAGGUUUAUCGAAGUGAUAAACUAUUUUUGGAAAAUGCAAUUAAAGUACUUAAAUUCCAUGCUACACGUAAAUCUAUUCUUGAAAUUGAAUAUUAUGGUGAAGAAGGAACUGGUUUGGGGCCUACAUUGGAAUUUUUUGCUUUGAUUGCUACAGAAUUUCAACGUAAAGAUUUGUGUAUGUGGUUAUGUGAUGAUGAAGAAGAUGUUGAUGCUUCAUUAAACAAAAAUUCUUCUAUUCAAUCAUCAGAUUUUUCUUCAACAAUACUCAAUCCUUGUUGUAAACCUCCAGGUUUUUAUGUCCAUUCUGUUGGUGGUUUAUUCCCGGCUCCAUGGCCUACAAUUACAAAUUGUGCUGAUAAUUUUUCAAAACAAUUGGAACUUUUCCAAUUAUUUGGAGUUUUUAUUGCUAAAGCUAUACAAGAUGAUCGGCUUGUUGAUUUACCCCUAUCUCCAGUAUUUUUGAAAUUAAUUCUUUCUUCAGAGUUAAAUUCUUCCUCUUCAACACCUUCAAUUGACUCAGUUCUCAAUUUGGAUGAUUUUAUGCAAAUAUUCCCAGAAAAGGCAAAAUUGCUCAAAUCAUUAAUUGAAUAUAAUUUAAAAAUAAAAGAAGUAAACAAUAAAAAUGAUUCUGAAAAAAUACUUGUGCAAUUUGGGGAUUCUGAAUGUUCUUUGGAAGAUUUGUCUUUAACUUUUGCUGUAAAUCCUCCAUCUAAAGUCUUUCCAUAUUCACAUGCUGAACUUGUUGAAAAUGGUUUGAAUAUUGACGUGACUGUAGAAAAUGUUGAGCUUUAUAUUGAAAAAUGCCUUGAUUUUUAUUUAAAUACGGGAAUUAAAGAACAGGUGUUUGCCUUUAAACAUGGAUUCAAUAUGGUUCUUCCCUUGUCUGCUUUAAGUCCGUUUUCUGCAUCAGAACUUCAAUUACUUAUUUCUGGUGAACAAUGCCCUAAAUGGACAAGAGAAGAUUUAUUACGUUAUACAGAACCUAAACUUGGAUAUACUCGUGAUUCGCCUGUAUUUAUCAAUUUUGUUGAUGUUCUGAAUAAUUUCGAUUCGACUGAACGCAAAGCCUUUUUACAAUUUACAACCGGUUGUUCUUCAUUACCACCUGGCGGACUUGCAAAUUUACAUCCACGCUUAACAAUUGUAAGAAAAGUUGGGUCUGGAGAUGGAUCUUAUCCUUCAGUAAAUACUUGUGUACAUUAUUUAAAAUUGCCCGAAUAUAGCACUGCCACAAUUUUACGGGAACGUUUAUUGGCCGCUACAUAUGAAAAAGGAUUUCAUUUGAAUUGA